UAGAUCAAAGGGUGGAUAGAUAGAAAGAAUAAUAUUCCCAUCUAGAGGGGAAUGGUGGAAUUAUUCAACAAAAAGUGGACCCCACACCCCACAACCAAACCACACUCCUUCCUUCCUUGUAAUUUCCAUCCCCAUUUUUAUUAUCUUUUGAUGCCACCAAACACCACUUUCUUUACACCCCUACUCUGUUAUUCCUUUUCGCCUUUACCAUUUCGAUCAUGUCCGCAGGCUCUGCAUUUCCCCUGCACAACAAGAAGCCCAAUCUCCCACACCAAAUGGAUAAUCUUAGCCAUGAUGUUCUUCACCACAUCCUUUCUCGCCUACCCAUUUCAUCCUUGAUUCGCUUCCAAUAUGUUUGCAGGUCAUGGCGUCUUCUCGCUCAAAACCCUCAAUUUCUUGACCAACAUGAAAACUUUCGUUGCUUAAUCUUCCACUGUGAUUACCCCAUCAGAAACCACCUCUGUUUCGUCGAUUUCCCUGCUUUCCAACAACAAAAACAGCCCGUCAAGAGGAUUUCCACUCCUUUUUCUGCUACAAUGCCUGAGUACGACGUCGUAGGCUCCUGCAAUGGCUUCCUCUGUUUAUCGGAUUCUCUUUACAAUGAAAAGCUCUUUAUAUACAACCCCUUUACUAGAGAGUACCUGGAAUUACCCAAAACCAAGGAAUUUCCGAACCCGGAUGUGGUUUGUGGGAUUGGAUUUCAUCCACAAACCAAACAGUUCAAAGUGAUUAAGAUUGUUUACUCCAGAGGCUUCCGUCGUAUCCAGAGACGCGUCCACCACUCAGAAGUUCAAAUUUUCACUUUGGGAAGCUCGAAUUGGAGAAGCGUAGGCAGAAUUAGCCACCAUCUAGCUCAUGGUCAGUCGCAGGCCAUCGUCAACGGCAGACUCCACUGGGUUUCUCUACCUCGACGGCACCAUCACGGUCGCACCAUCGUCUCAUUUGACUUAGGAACAGAGGAAUUCAUAGACAUCCCAAAGCCCGAUUAUGGGAGCUUGAGUCGUUGUAAUUACCAUUUAGUGAUUCUAAAUGGGUGUCUCUCAGCCGCCGUUUACUGUACUCACGGCAAAAUGGAGAUAUGGGUCAUGGAACAGUACGGCGUGAAGGAAUCUUGGGUCAAACGCUUUAACAUUGGGACUUACAUGCCCAAAUCCAUCAAACAAGAAGCAUCAGAGAUUUCUUUCAAGGUCUCCAAGAUUGUUCUGCGGAGUAAAAUCGUUAAAGUUGUUUGCAUUUUGAAAAGUGGAGAGAUUUUGUUGGAGUAUAGAAACAGAGCUCUGGUUCUUUUCAAUCCAACUACUGGGAAAUUUAAGGAUGUCAUUUUUGAGGGCAUGCCCAAUUGGUUUCAUACUGUCGUUCAUUUUGGUAGCCUGAAUCGGAUCGAUUCCCUCUUUGAAUAGUAAUCAUGUUCUUCAAAUGGUUAUGAAAGUUGUACCCUUUUCAUCUUUGUAGCUUAAUAAAAGCAGAACAGAGCAGAGCUCUGUUAUACACAUAAACAAA
Cucurbita moschata (crookneck pumpkin) is the source of this 1500-nucleotide messenger RNA. RefSeq names its product F-box protein At3g07870-like. The transcript has a single exon. The coding region runs from base 219 to 1400 and encodes 393 amino acids. Gene Ontology annotation, molecular function: protein binding. NCBI's taxonomy places the organism in Eukaryota, Viridiplantae, Streptophyta, Magnoliopsida, Cucurbitales, Cucurbitaceae. The record is from RefSeq and is a predicted model, not a curated record.